AUGAGUCGUUGCGAGCUACUGUUGCCGGCCCUGCUGUUGCUGGUGUCCGUACAGGUGAACUACAGUUUGCAGUACGAUUCGGCGGAAUCGUCCCGGUACUAUCAUCCGACCGGUGCGGGCAGCGAACCCGGCAGCAAUCUGCGCUACGAUGCGCCGGACGACUGCAAGUACCGGAUACUGCCCGGCAACGAGGUCGACCUGGCGUGCAAUCUGCGCACGGUGAACAGUGAAUUUGACAACACGAACUUCAGUGUGAUACCGGCCGAACAUACGGCCGCCCUGACCAUCCUGUGCAAUGAAGCCAUCAUGGCGCGGAGCAAGCUGCUGCACAACUCGUUCGUCCAUCUGGUGCGGCUAAAGGCGCUGUCGCUCGAGUACUGCAAGAUCGCCAAGUUCUCCAGCACGGUGCUGGCCGGGUUGGGCGAGCUGCGCAACUUUACCCUCCGCACGCACAACAUUGCCUGGCCGGAGCUGAACCUGGAGAUCGAGCCGGACGCGUUCGGGUACACGCGCAACCUGGAGGUGCUCGAUCUCAGCACGAACAACAUUUGGUCCCUUCCCGACCAACUGUUUUGCUCGCUCACCGGCCUGCGGUCGCUCAACAUCAGCUCAAACCGGCUGCAGGACGUUAACGAUCUAGGGUUCCGUGAGAAGGGUGUGAAGGAUGAGCUGGAAGCAGCGGAAAGUCCGAAAUCGAACAGUACCGGCACGGUUGCACCACCGGUAAGCUGUGCGCUGGAUCUGGAGGAUCUGGAUGUAUCGCGAAACCAUUUUGUGCUGCUGCCGGCCGCCGGUUUCGGUAUGCUGAAACGGUUGAAGAUGCUGAAGAUACAUGACAACGAAAUCUCGAUGGUUGGCGACAAGGCGCUCAGUGGGCUGAAGGAGUUGCAGAUCCUUGAUCUGAGCUCGAAUAAGCUGGUGGCGUUACCAACGGAUCUUUUCCGCGAUCCUGCCCAAUCCAUUCAGGAGAUUUACCUACAGAACAAUUCGAUCAGUGUGCUUUCGCCGGGAUUGUUCUCAAAGCUGGAGCAACUGCAAGCGCUCGAUCUAUCCCAGAACCAGCUGACAUCGGCCUGGGUGAACAGGGAAACGUUCGCGGGCCUCAUACGGCUGGUUCUGCUCAAUUUGGCCAGUAACAAGAUAACCAAACUCGAGUCGGAGAUCUUCUCCGAUCUGUACACGUUGCAGAUUUUGAACCUGCGUCAUAAUCAGCUGGAAAUCAUUGCAGCGGAUACGUUCUCGCCGAUGAAUAACCUACACACGCUUUUGCUUUCGCACAAUAAGUUGAAAUAUUUAGAUGCCUAUUCGUUGAACGGGCUGUACGCGCUGUCCCUGCUGUCGCUAGACAACAACGCGCUCACUGGCGUACAUCCCGAGGCGUUCCGUAACUGCAGCUCACUGCAAGAUCUCAACUUGAAUGGCAACGAGCUUGCGCAGGUUCCGCUCGCACUGAAAGAUAUGCGCCUGCUGCGCACAGUUGAUCUGGGCGAGAACUCCAUCACCGUUAUCGAAGAGCCGGGUUUCCGUGGCAUGAACAAUCUGUACGGGCUGCGGCUGAUAAGCAACAGCAUUGAAAACAUUACGCGGAAAGCGUUCAAAGAUCUACCGAGCUUGCAGAUCCUUAACGUGGCGCGUAACAAGAUUUCGUACAUUGAGAAGGGCGCGUUCGAACCGGCGGUCAGCGUGCAGGCGAUCCGGCUCGAUGGUAACCUGCUGUCGGAUAUUGAUGGUCUCUUCACCAGCAUGCCGAAUCUGGUGUGGUUGAACAUAUCAGACAACAAACUGGAGCACUUUGACUACUCGCAUAUUCCACCCCACCUGCAGUGGUUGGAUCUGCAUCGCAACGAGCUUACCGAGCUGACGAAUCGCUACGGUUUGGACAACCAGCUGCACCUGCAGACGCUCGAUGCCAGCUUCAAUCGACUGACGCGAUUAACGCCGGCCACCAUUCCCAACAGCAUCGAGUUCCUAUUUCUUAAUGAUAAUCUGAUCGUGCACGUGGAGCCGCACUGUUUCAUGCACAAAACCAACCUCACCCGGGUGGAUCUGUACGCGAAUCAGCUGACCAGCCUAGACAUCAAGGCGCUGCGGUUGCAACCGGUGCCGGAAGACAAGCAGAUUCCCGAGUUCUACAUCGGAGGCAAUCCGUUCGUGUGCGAUUGCAACAUUGACUGGCUGCAGAAGAUCAAUCACGUGACAUCACGCCAAUAUCCCACGAUCAACGAUAUCGAAACGGUGUACUGUAAGCUGAUGUACAACCGGGAGCGUUCCUACAUUCCGCUGAUCGAGGCAGAACCGAAGCAUUUCCUGUGCAGCUACAACACGCACUGCUUUGCCCUGUGCCAUUGUUGCGAGUUCGAUGCGUGCGACUGUGAGAUGACGUGCCCGAACAAUUGCGCCUGCUAUCACGAUAACAGCUGGUCGACGAACAUCGUGGAGUGUUCGGCGGCGGGCUACACGGACAUACCGAAUAACAUCCCGAUGGAUACGACCGAGGUGUACAUCGAUGGCAAUAACUUGGUCGAGCUGUCGGGGCACAGCUUCAUUGGGCGCAAGAAUCUACGCGUGCUGUACGCCAAUCAUUCCAACAUCGAGGCCAUCUACAACACGACCUUCAUCGGGUUGCGUCGGCUGACGAUCCUUCACCUGGAGAGCAAUGCCAUCCGGAAGCUGUACGGGCACGAGUUUUCCGCUCUGGAAAGUCUGCGCGAGCUGUACCUGCAGGGAAACCGCAUCGCCUACAUCGAGGAUCACACGUUUGCCGAGCUGCGCAAGCUGGAAGUGCUGCGGCUGGAUGGAAACCGUAUCACGAGCUUCGAGGUGUGGCAACUGUCGGCGAAUCCGUACCUGGUGGAGAUAGCGCUGGCCAACAAUCUGUGGACGUGCGACUGCGGGUUCGUGAACAAGCUGCGCAGCUAUUUGCAAUCGAACGCGGAUAAGAUACUGGACGCGAACGAGAUCUCGUGCAGCUACAACAACGCGACCAGCAUUCUGCGCGACAAUGGCACGAAAUGUACGUUCCGCGAGGGGAUGUCCUCGAUCGUGCAUCGGCAGGAAAUAGAGGAUAUGUUGCCGCUGCUACUGGUGGCAACGUGCGCUUUCGUCGGCUUUUUCGGGUUGAUCUUCGGCAUUUUUUGCUACCGCAAGGAGCUGAAAGUGUGGGUCCAUUCCGGUCUCUGCUACAAGUCGGGCACGUUUGUGAACGAGUUCGAUAAGGAUCGGCUGUACGAUGCGUACAUCACGUACUCGCUGCAAGACGAACACUUUGUGAGUCAAAUUUUGACCUCCACGCUGGAAAACGACAUCGGUUUCCGGCUGUGCUUGCACUAUCGAGACCUGAACGCGAACGCUUAUCUGGCGGACACAAUCGUCGAAGCGGUGGAAAGCUCGAAACGGGCGAUUCUCGUACUGUCCAAGAGCUUCCUGUACAACGAAUGGACGCGGUUCGAGUUUAAGGGUGCGAUCCACGAGGUGCUGAAGCGUCGCCGGAAGCUGAUCAUCAUCCUGUACGGUGAUCUGCCGCAGCGCGAUCUCGACGCCGACAUGCGGCUGUACCUGCGCACCAACACAUGCAUCGAGUGGGACGACAAGAAGUUCUGGCAGAAGCUGCGCAUCGCCCUGCCGCACGUGAAGAAGAGCAACUGCCUGAACAAGCGGUCGGCGAUCAACAUAUACGCGACGGCCGGCAACGACUACAACAUGCCGGGCCGCCCGUCAACGCUGGGCCCGUCGGUGGCCAGCACGCGUCUGGAUGGGCCCCAGCAUCACAGUUACGCCACGAUCGGUCCUAACUGUCCCAGAAACUGUGAUAACUACGAUACGGUUAGCAAUUGUAAAUACAACACCACCCAGCACCAGACCCACCACGAGCGGCGAGCGAAUGCGGAGUUCGGACGGAAGGCGACGGACGGCCGGCAGCACGAGUACGCGGUGCCGUCCAACUGUCUGCUGGACACGACGCACGAAACGUACAACACGACGGCGAGCUGCGAGCGUAUCGCCGGGGAAACGUUCGAGUGUACCUCGACCAGCUCGAAGUUCUCCACAUCGUCGCGCGGAUCGGGCAGCGAUUCCGGUAGCCAUUCGAUCUCCUCCGCACACCACGACUUCCAGGGCAACCGGUCCCCCAACGGCUGUCCGCCGAAUCUGCUGUCCACCACCAACUUCUCGUACAACCAUCAUCCGCACCAUCACCACAACGGGAGCAGUCGGAGCAAACCGGGCCCCGGGCCCGGGCCGGAGGGUGUUGGCGGGGGAAAGGGUCCUGCCGAUAAGAGCAAUCCGGGCACGCUCGGGACGGACAGUAGGGGUGGCAACAGUUUUAACGACAGAAGACUGCCACAGGCCAUGUGGGCAUAA
Molecule: messenger RNA, 4359 nt
Organism: Anopheles marshallii
Lineage: Eukaryota; Metazoa; Arthropoda; Insecta; Diptera; Culicidae
Gene: Toll-6
Product: toll-like receptor 6
Exons: 1
Coding region: 1-4359 (1452 amino acids)
Biological process (GO): signal transduction
Molecular function (GO): protein binding
Source: RefSeq, a predicted model, not a curated record